AACAUGAAAUACCUUAUUUCACCUUCCAUCAUUGUGAGCUUCUUUCUAACUCCGUGUCUGGCUCUGUUGAACAUCAGUGACAGCCAUCCUCUGGAUGGAUCUGUUGGGUCCCAAAUCAUCCAUGUCAAUGCCCUCAGAGGUAUGGUCAGCAUCCGAGACAAUAAUGUUUUGAGCGAAUGGGAUGGAAUCUUGGACUACACACAUGCCCUUUUGGCAGCUAAACUAUUUAGCAAGAUGGCUUGCGUCCUGGCCAGGAUGGACCAAACAGUCUUCCCAAGCUUGGCUGAUGUUAGCAAGGCCCUGGACAAGCAGGCUCUGGAGCAUUACCCGUCCACCCACGGCUUGACCUACACUGUCUUACCAAACCGGGUCAAGAACUUAGACCAGUACGGAGAGACCAUCAAGGACAUGUGCAGAGAUGUCCCCACCUAUUUUGCCCAGCAACAAAAAGAAGGUACUGCCCUGGCAAUUGACCCUGAUUCCUGUUUCAAUGUCCAGAUUCUGCUCUUUAUGGGACUCUCCAUCUGUGGUGAGAUCCCGGGGCUCUGA
Molecule: messenger RNA, 549 nt
Organism: Ochotona curzoniae (black-lipped pika)
Lineage: Eukaryota; Metazoa; Chordata; Mammalia; Lagomorpha; Ochotonidae
Product: gastrokine-3-like
Exons: 6
Coding region: 4-549 (181 amino acids)
Biological process (GO): regulation of cell population proliferation
Source: RefSeq, a predicted model, not a curated record